GAUUCCUCCUGUGCAGCUUGGGCGCGUGGCUCGGUGUCUGGUUACCCUGCCCUUGUCUUCUGGGGGCGGCUGCCGCCGACCCGAGUCUCCGACCCCAGACCCCCGACGUAAUGAUUUUUUCAUUACGUCGACCCCCAGAGGUCCCGACCCUUUCCCCAUGACCAGCUUUGCAUCCUGAGUCGUUUUUGACGCUCCGGGCGUGCCGAAGCGCCCGGGGAGCGCGCCGCUCGCCCGCCGAGGGCCGGGGCCGAGGGCGGCGGAGCCGAGCCGAGGGUGGAGCUUUCGGGGGUCGGGCCUCGAGGUGCAAACGCUUCGGCUGCCAAAGGAUGUACGACCCCAACGGGCCACCGCAGCCUUGCGUCUACCACAAGUCCCCGCCGAUAUUUCACGAGACGGCAAAGUGGUGGUCCUGCUGCUCCGACAAGAAGGCCUACGAAUUCGAGGAGUUCAUGAGGAUACCCGGCUGCCAGACGGGAUUCUGCUCCGCCGACCCGGAGAACCAGGCUAGCCAGAAGCGCUUCCUCGGAGGCUGCGACCUCCGCGGGGACAACGCCCCGCAGCGGUUAGACGCAGAUGCCCCGCCGGACCCCAGGCAGAAGCUCAACGUCCUCCUGAAGGGCCUCGUCGCUAUCGGAGUGGACAGCGCGUUGGUCGAGGAGGUCUGGAGGAAGCUUGCGGAGCAGAACGAGGACUUGGAGAAGGCCGUCGAAACAUUCCGGGCGCGCUUCGUAGGCGUGCUGAACCAGAUCGAGUGA
Prorocentrum cordatum is the source of this 755-nucleotide messenger RNA. The record is from the annotation of a GenBank genome assembly. Lineage: Eukaryota; Dinophyceae; Prorocentrales; Prorocentraceae.